Molecule: messenger RNA, 650 nt
Organism: Propithecus coquereli (Coquerel's sifaka)
Lineage: Eukaryota; Metazoa; Chordata; Mammalia; Primates; Indriidae
Gene: MRPL51
Product: mitochondrial ribosomal protein L51
Exons: 3
Coding region: 143-529 (128 amino acids)
Biological process (GO): translation
Cellular component (GO): mitochondrial large ribosomal subunit
Molecular function (GO): structural constituent of ribosome
Source: RefSeq, a predicted model, not a curated record
GGUACCUGGGUAAGGCUCAAGAUGGCUGCCUCCUGCUUAGUAAAUGUGUGAGUCCAGCGGGGACGGUCCCUGUCCUUGAAGACCACGUCUGGUCUUCAUUCUUGGGCUUGUUUGGUGUGCUAUUGAGAGAGAGACUAGAGCAAUGGCAGGGACCCUCUCCUGGGGGGCAAGUAGGGGCCUGUGGGGCUGGGUGCCAUUGGCGUGCAGAAGCUUCUCUCUGGGUAUUCCUGGAUUUUCCCGUGUAAGGCUCACCCUCCCGCCCCCCAAAGUGGUUGAUCGUUGGAAUGAGAAAAGGGCCAUGUUCGGGGUGUAUGACAACAUAGGGAUCCUGGGAAACUUUGAAAAGCACCCCAAAGAACUGAUCAGGGGCCCCAAAUGGCUUCGCGGUUGGAAGGGAAAUGAAUUGCAGCGUUGUAUCCGAAAGAAGAAAAUGGUUGGAAAGCGAAUGUUCAUCGAUGACCUGCACAACCUUAAUAAACGCAUCCGCUAUCUCUACAAACACUUUAACCGACAUGGGAAGUACCGGUAGAAGCGAAAGCUGGGAACUUUGGAAGAGGCUCAUCUGUUUCCCUGGAGAGGAAGAACAGUGCUUUUGUCUGUGAGGAAAGGGCUUCAUAUGUUCUCUGUAAUAAAAUGGGGCUUCUUUGGAA